ACACACACAGACACACACACAAGCUAGGGUUUCAGUUUUCCGAGAACCAUUCGCUCGUCACUUUUUAUUUAGAGAAAGAAAGAGAGAAAGUGAAGAAGGGGAAGCCGAUCAUUGAAUGUUGGACUUCUUACCAAAGCAGUACAGACCCACAUAGCAUCUUUUUUAUGUUUGAUCUUUCACCAACUUCUUUUCUUAAGACUUUUUGGAGAAAGUUCAAGAAAGCUGCAUUAAAAUUAAUAUUUUGUGCAAAAUGAGCCAACAGAAUGAAGGAUCAUCCUCACUCUCUCCUGUAAUAGAACUCCACGGGAAACGCAAACGCGGGCGUCCAUGUAAGGAUGGCAAUCCCACUCAACUGUACUCUCAAGAAAUGCCUAAAUCAGAUGGCUCCGGGAAUAGUCAACAAGUUAAUGAAGUAGCUCAGAGUUCUACUAAUGAAGAUGGCAUGGUUGGACAAUUUGUUUAUGGUGUUGUUGAGGGCACAUUUGAUGCUGGAUACUUACUCUCUGUCAGGGUUGGUAACACUGAUACUCUUUUGAGGGGUCUAGUAUUCCAAGAGGGACAUUUUACUCCUGUAUUUGAGGCAAAUGAUGUUGCUCCACAUGCAAAGAUGUAUAAAAGAAAAAAUGUACCUAUCCCAAUUCUUAUCAACCCACAAACUCAUGUUAACAGCUCAACCCCCUUAGUAGAACCAAACAGUAAACAACCCAUCCACUUUCCUGAACAUCCACCUAUGAUUCUAGGCCAAGUUAAACCCUAUGAGCCAUCAUCAUCCCUUGGUGCUAAGGUUUGUUCAUCUGGAAACUUGCAAAAGAAGAACAAUUUAGGUAUUUCCUUGGGUGAGCUUCCAUCUGCACAAACUCUUCCAGUUAAGCCACUUCCAUCUAGGUUCUCCUCUCAGUUAGAGCAUAAUAGUUUUUCUGGAAAACAACUCAAGGUGUAUGAGGAAUUUAAAGCUUCAUCUUUCCAGGAAGCACCUAUGCUUGAUAUGGAAGCAACUAAGGAUUUCAAAAUUUUGGCUCCAGAAUCUGCAACAAUUAUUGAUGUUUUUCCAGGCAGUGAAGUUAAUAAUCGGGAGCCUCAAAUUCAACAUGAGUUUGUUGGUUCAGAACUUAAUCCAAGCCAUUUGGUUCAAGUUGAAAAGGUGAAGAGCCCAAAUCUUGAACUCCAUCUUACUUCUGUAGUUGUAGCUGAAACUAAAGCAUUAUCAUCUCCAGAGCAAGUGACGAUCUCCAUUGAAAAACAGGAUUCUCCAAAGAAAAGUAUUCCAGGGGAUACGAGAGUAGAUCCUACAAACAAGGCUUCAAGUGGAGAUGAAACUUCUGACAAUGGCAAGCAAGUAAAGGAUGCUGUUGAGGCAUUUUGAGGAAAAAUAAAUUUGUUGCUCAGACAUUUUGAGUAAAACUAUUUUGAUUUGUUGCUCAA
Molecule: messenger RNA, 1422 nt
Organism: Malania oleifera
Lineage: Eukaryota; Viridiplantae; Streptophyta; Magnoliopsida; Santalales; Ximeniaceae
Exons: 2
Coding region: 251-1363 (370 amino acids)
Source: RefSeq, a predicted model, not a curated record